This is a messenger RNA of Camelina sativa (false flax), 3266 nucleotides long. RefSeq names its product putative myosin-binding protein 4. Lineage: Eukaryota; Viridiplantae; Streptophyta; Magnoliopsida; Brassicales; Brassicaceae. The record is from RefSeq and is a predicted model, not a curated record. Gene Ontology annotation, molecular function: myosin binding.
CAAUUAUUUAGGCGAACUCAAAACAAAUCGUUGAACACUAAUUUAGGCAAACUCAUAAACAAAUCGUUGAACAAGUUUUGGUUGAUGUUACCGUGGAACAAGGAAGAGUCUUCAUUUUCCCAGAUUCCUCCUCCUCUCUUCUCUCUUUUGACCAAACCUCCAUUUCCCAGGCAAGACUUCUCUCAAGUUUUAUGAUCCCUUUUACGUUUUUGCUUCCAUGCAUGCUCAUGCAAAUCUCAGACGCAAGAUUCUGAGUUUUGCCCACAUUUGCUCCAUUCUUUUCUCUUUGUUGUGAUAGUUUUUUGAGAUGAGUUUCAAUGUUUUUCAGGAUUCAUCAUCAUCACCAGUUUGAAGAUGGAUUCAAAUGUUAUAUUUGAUCAAAAGGUCACAAACGGGUUCACGCCUGUGUUAACGUACGCAGCCUGCGAAUGGUUUCUCAUAUUCCUCAUGUUCAUCGAUGCUCUUCUCUCCUAUCUUCUCGUCUGGUUCGCUCGUUACUGCAGAUUGCAGAUGCCAUGUUUCCUCUGUUCCAAGCUUCUUCACCCUCUACAUUGGAGAUUCUUGCUCUGCAGAAACCACAGAUCAGAGGUUUCAUCUUACAUGUCGUGUCAGAAUCACGGCAACAACCUUGCUGAUUGUCGAAGCAUGUGCGAUGAUUGUCUCUUGUCGUUCACCAAAAUGACUGGUCCGAAUCCAGACAUGAACAGAUUACUUCUUGGUAAAUUAGGGUAUGAUCUGCUCUCUAAAAGCCAUUUUGCUCACCCUAGAUCAUGUUCUUGUUGCAAUAAACCAUGGAGGACUAGGCACCAUACACAGAGACUGAUCCGGUUAGGCUCUCGGGGAAGAAACUCCUCCGGUAAACCAAACAUUCCCGCUCCAAGGCAUCUUAGUCGCCGAGGAAGCAGUGGAAGCUUGAAGAAGAUGAGAGAUCAUAAGACAACAAGUGGUGCUGAGUAUGCUGAUGUUGGAAGCCGCAGCGAUGGCAUGGCUCAUGUGGGUUACUCAGAGCUGAAGAUUCACUCAGAUUCUGAUUCCGAGUUCCUGUUUUCAGAUGAUGAUGCACUCCUCCAAAUAGCAGAUUUCAAUGCUGAGCCAUCUGAGAAACGUGUUCACAACUCUCGAUCUCGGAAAUCGUUUGAAGACAAGAAGAUGUCGUAUCAUAAACAGCCUGAUUUGCGAGAAGACAACCAGGAUAAGCACAUAAGGAAGACAUCUUCAAUGCUUGAGCAUAAUCUGGUAAACAAGACUCGGCAGGAACGACCUGUUAAAGCAAAGAGGCAUGAUGAUGCCCUCUCUGAGCUUAUAAGUAUGAGUGAAGCUCGUCCGUUUUUACUUGGUUCACCUAAAAAAUUGUAUGCUGUAGGAGCAGCACCACGAUAUGAAAAUGAAGCUGAGGUAAGUGGCAAGUCAUCUCCUGCUGGUGGGGAAUUCUUGAGUCCUUCUGGAGAUAAUGGUACCUCUCGGGGAAUCCAGAAUGAAGAGCACGAUGAUUCGGCAGAUUUUGCUCAAAACAUCCCCAGUUCAGCCGUGGAGACAGAAGAAUUUGAGGCAGCUAUGGAUGUGUCUGGUUUUGUUGAAAAUGAACCUUCUAGUGAUGAGGAGAAUGGAGUUGAAGGAGACUCCAAGCCUUUGGCGUCGAAUGACAUGUCAGAUUCUUUGGAACAGGAGCAGUCAAGUGAGGAAGAAAAUGAGGUUAAGGAAAACAAUGUUGCAGAAGAAUACUUCAGUAAUGAAGAAGAGGAUGAGGUCAGUGGACAUUUUGAGCCAUUGACAUCAAAAGAUUCAUCUGCUGAAGAACAAUCCAGUGAGGAAGAAAGAGCAAGUGAUGGCUAUUCGAAUGCAAAAGACAAUUCCAGUAUUGAAGAGGACGUGGAUAAUGAAGAAUCUGAGCUACUGACAUCAAACAAUGCGACUGGUUCUGUCACAGACCAAUCCAGUGAGGAAGAAGAAGCAAGUGAUGGCUAUUCGAAUGCAAAAGACCAAUCCAGUAAAGAGGACGUGGAUAAUGAAGAAUCUGAGCUAGUGACAUCAAACAAUGUGACUGCUUCUGUCACAGACCAAUCCAGUGAGGAAGAAGGAACAAGUGAUGGCUAUUCGAAUGCAAAAGACCAUUCCAGUACUAACGAGGACGUGGAUAAUGAAGAAUCUGAGCUAGUGACAUCAGACAAUGUGACUGGUUCUGUCACAGAACGCUCGGCUGAAGAAGAGCAUGGAGAUCAUAAAGAGACUGAACCUUUGACGUCACCAAAAAUAUCCAAAGAAGAAUCUGAGCUAGUGACAUCAAACAAUGUGACUGCUACUGUCACAGAACGCUCGGCUGAAGAAGAGCAUGGAGAUCAUAAAGAGACUGAACCUUUGACGUCACCAAAAAUAUCCAAAGAAGAAUCUGAGCUAGUGACAUCAGACAAUAUGACUGGUUCUGUCACAGAACGCUCGGCUGAAGAAGAGCAUGGAGAUCAUAAAGAGACUGAACCUUUGGCGUCACCAAAAAUUACCAAAGAAGAAUCUUCAUUAGAGCACAGUGAUAGAGAUUCCUCGAAGGUAACAGAGACUCGUAAUACUUCAAAUGAAUCACCGGAACUAAAGCACUCUGCCUCUGUGGAAUCUUUGGUAAGCAUUAGCAGUGACAUCGAAGGCGAAAACCGUGUUGAUUUGUUAAAGCAACAACUAGAACAUGACAGGAAAUGCCUAAGGGAAGUGACUAAAGAAUUAGAGGAGGAGAGAAGUGCCUCAGCUAUUGCUACAAACCAAGCAAUGGCAAUGAUCACACGGUUGCAAGAGGAGAAAGCAGCUCUUCAUAUGGAAGCUUUACAGUACCUGAGAAUGAUGGAUGAGCAAGCAGAACACGACGUUGAUGCACUUGAGAGGGCAAACGAUGUCUUGGCUGAUAGGGAAAAGGAGAUACAAGAUCUUGAGAUGGAGUUAGAAUAUUAUAGAGCAAAGUAUCCAGAUGAGCCAAGAGACGAAAUUCUCGCUAGCAUGGGAAUUCUCGGUAAUGUAGAAGAAACGAGUGGCGCCUCAACUGAUGAGACCAGCAAUAAAGCUUCAACAGACAUCAAACUUACCGGUUCUCCCACGGCAGGAAAUUAAGAAAGAAUACACAUUUGAGAAGCUACAUCAACUUGCUGGAGGAAGAAAACGCCAAGAGUGCUGAAAAUGGAUUUCUCAGGCUUGAGAGGCCUUUAGUAGUGAUGGUCACAGGAGACCCAACAAAAUAAUCUGCAGAGGCAUAAAGAUAAUAUACCAGCAUUCACUGCAGAAACAUA